UAAAUUAUAUUUAAUAUUUUAAUUAAUUAUAUGAUUAAUGUAUAAUUUUGAUAAAGUAUAUAUAUGUUGUUGUAAUAUAAAUAUUAAAAUAUGAAUUUAUGAAAUUUGUGUUCAUUUUGCUCCCAAAAUUUGAUAUUCCUUUUACAAUAUAUACAACUCUUAAAGGCAAAAUUAUAAUUGGGUCCAAAAUUUUGUACUAGGGUGCUAUUUCUUUAUAACUUUAAGUCUUAUUUCUUUAUAGUUUGAUAUGAUUUUUUCCUACUUUGAUUCUAUUAAUUUCUUCAUAAUAGUCUCAUCUCAUUGCUUGAAAAUAUAAUAAAGAAAAAUAAGUAAAAUAAAUUUUAAAAAACAUAUCAAAAUAAUCAAGUUUAUAUUUAUUUAUUUAUUUAUUUUUCUAUUUUCUUUUCUCUUUUAUUUUCCUUCAAAGUUUCUAGGAAGCAAACAUAGCAUUAGGGUUUUUUUAUUUUAUUUUUUUUAUUGUUGUUGUAGAAUUUUAGGCGAAUGCUAAAAAUUAUCCCAAGCUAUGAGGUUUGGAAUUAUGGGAUUGAAAAAUUAAACAAUUAAUUUUCCAAAGGAGAAAAUUAGAAUGUCAUUAGGAAGAAUAGGUAGGGGCAAAAUCGGGAGACUAUUCCAGGAAACUUUGAAGGCGCGUAGAGAAAGAGAGGCAGUUAUCCUCAUUCCUCAUUCGCAGGACCCAAUCUCAGCCCACAAUAUGGCACUUCGUCUCACGCCUCCCUUUCCAUCUUUCACCGGUCGAAAUCUGGUCAUCGGAAAAUCGCAGCCGCUGGUUAAACUAAAAAUCUCCUGCUCUUAUCAUUCCAACGAGGUCACUUCACUCGACACUCUUUAACUCCCACUUUUUCUUGGUUUCCGUUUACAAAUAAUGAAAAAAUUGGUGGUGUGAUUGUGAGAAGUAUUGGGCGCUGAUUUUUCCGGGGUGGUGAUAUAGUGCAAGAAGGAGUAGACGAGCGUGAUGAUAGUGCCGACAGGUGUAGGUACCACCAUCGGUGGAUUCGCCGGCGACGCUUAGCCAGUUGCUCGUGCACUCGCCUCCGUCGUUGAUUGCCUCAUUUCGCACCCUAACGUACGUCUCUCUCUCUUACCCUAACUCAAAAAGGGUGUUUUGGUCAUUUACCGUUAAUAGUUAGAUUCCAUCUCCACAGGUAUUACUGUUGUUCCCUUGCAUCUUGAGUUGCAUUGGGUUAUUUUUAAUAAAUAAGUUUAACUACGAAAUUAUGCUGCGUUUAUGUAUGAAUUAAUCAAGGAUUAACAGUUAUGAAGUACUGUGGCCCGGGGUUGAAUCUUAAUGGAUGAGGGCCGGCCCAAUAAUUGAAGGGGCCAAGAAAAUCGAGCCUGGACAAACGUAAUGAUCGGGCCCGUCCAAAUAAGUGGGCAAUAGGACGGGUUAGUCCUGUGCCCAUGGCUAUCGCCUACCGUGGGAUGGAAAAUGCGAAAACUUUCUGCUUGGACUUAUUUUUUAAAAGUCUAAAACAUAUACCUUAGCUAUGGUCUAUGGAGGACAGUGCAGCCUAUGCUUAAGCAUCUAUCUCUGCAACUUUAGGUGCUUAAUGCAGCAAUGCUUUGUUGGCCCGUGCCAAAUGUGCUAUAUGUUGUAGGUUAUGCUCUUGAUCGAUUUGCAGAAGGCUUAUGGGCAUUGCAGCUAGUUCACCAAAAUAGAGUGGGGUUGGUUCUUGAUGCUGCAAUAGAGGGGGAGCUUCGACUUUGCCAUUUGCAAGUGGCUGAUGCGACAAGAGCUUCCCUUGGAUUGCCUGUUUUGGAAUAUAUUGUCACUGACACUCCUUUACUGGUGGAGAAAUGGGUUGAUCCAAAGAGCGGGCAAUCAACAGGGAGAGUUAAGCAUCCUGAUUCACUACCGAGAGCUGUGCAGACUUUAGUUAACCGAACAAAGGUAAAUGCUGUUGCAGUGGUGGGAUGCUUUCUGAUGAAGAUGUUGAAGACAUGGAUGAUUAUCGACAAGGGAUGGGUAUAGAUGAUUUGGCAGGAGUGGAGGCAGUUAUAAGCCAUCUGGUGGUGAAGGAAUUCCAGAUCCCUUGUGCACAUGCACCUGCACUAUCUCCCUUUCCUUUGAGCCUAUCACUGUGUCCAAAAUCAGCUGCCGAGGAGGUGAGUAAUAUCUUUUGAGGGCACAAAGAACUUAUAGCUACAUGAGAAGUGGUUUUUGUGGUUAUAGAAAGGGACAGUAGGUAUCUUUGUGUGAGUUUGCAUGUGUGCACACCAGUGUUCAUUUGUAUAAACUGAUGGGUGGGUAGGUAGGUGCAUGUUUUCACCUAUAGGGUGGAUGUUGUUGUUUGUCUUUGCAUUAGGACUAAAUUCCAUUGAUUAUCAUUUGGACACUUCA
Vitis vinifera (wine grape) is the source of this 2359-nucleotide messenger RNA. RefSeq lists its product as uncharacterized. The record is from RefSeq and is a predicted model, not a curated record. The transcript has 4 exons. Lineage: Eukaryota; Viridiplantae; Streptophyta; Magnoliopsida; Vitales; Vitaceae. The coding region runs from base 1577 to 1990 and encodes 137 amino acids.